UUAAAUGAGUAAAGUAAAAGGUUGGCGUAUCAAUAUCGUGUUGCUUAGUGGCGCAGUUUAGAAGUUGGUAACGCAUCAGCUGUUUCAUACAGCUCUCAUCGCAAUUUUUUCUGUUUUCCCGCAAAACGACUACUUUCCUUGCAAUGAAUCCACAACACCAUCCUCAAUCGGAGCCGGACCUUCCGGUUCCACCCCUCGCUUCUCUCCGGAUCCAACCCACGUCGCCACGUGUCCCGUUGACCGUUACUCCUACCACUGGUGCCCAACGUCGCAUCGCCAUCGCCGUCGACUUGAGCGAUGAGAGCGCUUACGCCGUCCGAUGGUCUGUUCAGAACUACCUUCGUCCCGGAGACGACGUGAUACUCCUCCAUGUCCGUCCGACGUCCGUCCUUUACGGAGCCGACUGGGGUUCCGUCCAAGUCCAAACCAUCCCUAACUCCACAACUAAUCACGAAAAUGCCACCGCCGACGAAGAGUCGCAGCAGAAGCUCGAGAACGAGUUCGACCUUUUCACGACGACGAAAGCGAACACUCUGGCGCAGCCGUUAGUGGAUGCUCAGAUUCCGUUUAAGAUUCACAUAGUGAAAGACCAUGACCUGAAAGAGAGAUUGUGUUUGGAAGUGGAGAGGUUAGGGCUGAGUGCGGUGAUCAUGGGCAGCAGAGGGUUUGGAGCCGCUAGGAGGACCAGCAAAGGAAGGCUUGGAAGUGUUAGUGAUUAUUGCGUCCACCACUGUAUUUGUCCGGUGGUGGUGGUGCGGUACCCCGAUGAGGAGGAGACCGGAAAAAAGAAGAUUGCCGGAGAAGAUGCGGAGCUGCAGCCGGUACCGGAAGAGGAACUUGAGUAUUAUGAUGCGGAGGAGGAGCACAGAGAUACUUUAUAUGAAUCAGAAUGAGAAGUGCUUACUGAUCCAGGGUUGAUUGGUGUGCUCAGAUUGCAGCCAAGGGUGAUGAAAGCUAAAACAAAAUGUGAAAUGUGGUAGCAAAGAAGCGUUGAGAAUCUAGUGUUUGUGUGGAGCUGGGAUUUGAAUGCUUUGUAUAGAUGGAUAGGAAUAGGCCUAGGGCAGUUACUUUUCUUUCUCUCUUUUCACUUUUCAGUGUACUUUUCCUCUUAGUUGCCUGCCUACCACAAUUUACUUCUCAUUUCUCGUGUAUGUAAUCUAGUUUCCUUGUCAACUAGUUAUAAGCCUUUUUUUGAGGAUUACCAACUAUUUUGUAUUCAUUUGUAAUUAGACUUGUUUAUGAGCUGAGUUAUCCAUCUAAAUCUAAAGGUUUGUUUAAAA
This is a messenger RNA of Gossypium arboreum, 1280 nucleotides long. Its product is annotated as universal stress protein PHOS34-like. NCBI's taxonomy places the organism in Eukaryota, Viridiplantae, Streptophyta, Magnoliopsida, Malvales, Malvaceae. The record is from RefSeq and is a predicted model, not a curated record. The transcript is spliced from 3 exons. Bases 144 to 893 code for a protein of 249 amino acids.